Messenger RNA from Polychytrium aggregatum, 2932 nucleotides. Its product is annotated as core-2/I-branching enzyme-domain-containing protein. Gene Ontology annotation, cellular component: membrane. Gene Ontology annotation, biological process: heparan sulfate proteoglycan biosynthetic process; chondroitin sulfate proteoglycan biosynthetic process. The record is from RefSeq and is a predicted model, not a curated record. The coding region runs from base 75 to 2813 and encodes 912 amino acids. NCBI's taxonomy places the organism in Eukaryota, Fungi, Chytridiomycota, Chytridiomycetes, Polychytriales. Gene Ontology annotation, molecular function: protein xylosyltransferase activity. The transcript has 5 exons.
GCCGUUUUGGCUUGUCGGCAUCCUUCCGUCGCUCUCAUCUCGGCUUGCACCAACUGCAUCGCAUUCUUGCAACCAUGCGGACGAGACUGACGCCCCUGGGCCAGCGGGUCCUCUCGAUUGGAGCACUCGUCCUGAUCAUCUGGGCAGUCUUUCUGAUCCGGGCGUCCUCGCUCGACCGAUCCAGCAGCGACUUCCACAAGGGCUGCACCGGCGGCGAUUGCUGGCCCUCCCAAGAGAGUGGCCACGACCGCAUCCAAGAGCAGCCUGUUCCGCUCUUCCCACCUCUGCCAUCGUCUUCCCGGCCUGCUCCCGACAGCAGCAAUGAUGGCUCCCGACCCGAGGAACUCGUGCACAAAUCGCCCGGCUCGGCCGAGCUCCAGCCCAUCUUUGACGAGGACACUGCUCGCGUGCUGCGUGAGGCCGAGCGCCGACACAUUUUCGUCGCUCGAGGGUUCAAGUUCUGCUCCAUGCUCGACGGCGCAAGCUUCGACGGCAUGGCCUAUCUGCGUCCCUUCAACGGCUCUGUUGCCGACACUACCCCGACCAUGAAGGAGUUUUGCAAUCUCAUCGACACCAAGGCCCAGGAGCUCUACAACUACGUCCGCGCUCACUACCACAACGUCUUUCCGUCGGAUGGCAAGCGUCUUGCGUGCUACUCGGCCGCCGAGGGCUCCAACACCAUCGUCAACUUCAGCCAGAAGCCGCUGCUGCUCUCCAUCAACCCGAUCCACUAUUUCAAGCCCGUGAUCCCGGCUCUCGUCCCGCACGAGUCGGUCAUCCCCGGACCGCGCCGAAAGUACAAGAUUGCGUACUUGCUGAUGGUUCACGAGAUCUCGGGAUUCAUCCAGCUCAAGUCGCUGAUCGACAAGCUCGACGACGGCGACUCGAUCACGCUCAUCCACAUCGAUGCCCGCUCCAAGGAGCUCCGGUCCAAGGUCCAGGCGUGGCUGGCGAGCCGCCCCGGGGGUCUGAAGGAGGGAAACGUCUUUAUCGCCCAGUACUCCUUCAAGAACGUCUGGGGACACAUCUCCCUGGUGUUUACGCAGCUCUCUGGUUUCUACGAGCUCCUGGACCUGGCCGACUGGGACUAUGUCAUCAACCUCAGCAACUACGACUGGCCCCUGGCCCGCAACGAAGUUAUCCACAAGACGCUGAGGGACGAUGCUAUGAAGCACCGCAUCAAGGAUGCCAACUGGAUCGAGUACUGGCCCGAGACAGAUGAUCUGGCCGAGCGCUUGUUCCGCCCGCACGUUGCCUUUGGAGACGACAACUGGGCCUACAUCGGUCACCCCAAGGAGUUUGGCAUCGUCUCGUGGCCGUUCUCCCACUGGAAGGCGUACAAACACCACCAGUGGAUGAUCUUGAACCCACACACGGUCCGCCACUUCCGCACCAAUCUGGAUGCCUUCAACCUCCUGGCAUACAUGGAGCACUCGUACAUCCCCGACGAGUCCUAUUUCGCCACGACAAUGGUCAAUGCCAUCGAAUUCAACAGCACCAUCAUCAAGGACAUGAACCGUUAUCUGGAUUUUGGCGACUGCCAUGCCUCUCCAGUUUACCAAAGCGAAUCAGGCUCUCCAGGACUUGGCUCGCGGUUCCGCUACUUUUACUCGAAAAUUUCUGGCUUCAGACCACUGCUAUGUGUUAAGUCGGGCGAUGUGGAGCCAAGUCAGCGGAUUAGCAAAUUGCAAAGCUGGAUCGACUCGAACCUGUUUGACCCCAGCAACAACUCGCCCUGCGAGCCCGAUCAGAUCAGCUUCCGCCGCCACUGUCUGCUGCAGGCGCUCUCCAAGAUUGCCGUGAACAACCAGGUGAUUGUGAUACCCACCAACAAGGCGUUCGUCAAGAUCGCUCUGAACCUGGCAUGCUCCCUCGCCCGCCAAGGGCUAUACAAUAUCGUGUUCUGGUCGCUCGACAUUCAGGCGCAUGACACGCUGCUGGACAAGGGCUACGUCAGCCUCUUUGACUUUCCGGACUAUGCCACCAAGCGGCGCGUCUAUCGCCAGGACUACGACCUGGUCCGGAUGAUGCGCAACAAGCCCAAGGUCCUGGCCAAGCUGGUGGGCGCGGGAUUCGACGUCUGGUUCCUCGACGGCGACUCGGUUGUGCUCCGGGACCUGACCGCCCUCCAUACCACUGCCAACCCGACGGCGGAUGUCUACAUUGCCCUGGGCGAGAAGAAGAACGUGGGCCACGUCAAGAUGUCCUCGGGGCUCUCUCACAAACUGCCUGUUCUCAACGUCGGCACCAUGUUCUUGAGAGGCAACGCACGGACCUAUCGCUUCCUGCUGCAGGCCUGGAACGCCCUCAAGGACGAUGGUGCGGCACCGGAUCUGCAGGGCUUCACCAAGGUCUUGGGCAUGGAGAACGAGGUGGUCUGGGUCGACGAUCGCCUGACCCUCCGCAACGGCACCACCCUCCCGCCGGCCGGCAACGACUUCAAGGAGCGCGACGCAUCUCCUGAACAGGAGAGCACCGAGGCGUCGCUUCUGCUGACUCCCGCAACGCUUCCGCCCUUGAAGAGCCUCGCUGACCGGACGAGGUUCACGUUCUUGGCCCAGGAGGAGUUUGUGAACGGCUAUCUGCUCUUUGGCAGCGAAGCCAACGCACGCAAGGGCGACAAGAGCUUGGCAUCUGGAUCGCCGCCGACUGCCAACCAAGUCCACGACACAGCCGGCUACUCGAUCAUCCACGCUGACUGGGUGCCGGAGCCUGAGAUUGCACUGAGAAACAGACAGCUGUGGUUCCUCAGCCCCAAGGACCAGUGUCUCGCCAAGCCCGAUUCCAAGACUGACGGUCGAGGGUUAUUGUAAGGAACGAUGCCGAUGCGUCCUUCAAAUCGCAAAGCAGAGUCGACGCAUGCAGCACCACUCGAUCGAAAGCCCCGCAGAGCAUCUCCGAAAUUCAUACAACAAGCAUGAUUGCCUUACUU